UCCGCGCAGGCGCAGUGCCGCCAUGGCGGGCGGGGGUACCGCCGCGCGCGCUCUGACGCGCGUGGGACACGGGGCGCGCGCUGCGGGGUGGGGGCGGCUCCUGGGCCCCGAGAAGACGCUGGGGCUGCUGGAGGCUGCCGUGGUGCACCAGGAAGGAGCCCUGCUGGCGCUGAGCAAGCCCCCCGGCCUGCCCGUCCUGGGGUGCCCCGGGGAGCUGAGCCUGGUGACGCUGCUGCCGGCGCUGAGACGGCGCCUGGGCCUCACCGCCGAGCUCCACGUGGUAAAGGCUCCUGCCAGGGAGUGCUCUGGCCUUGUCCUCCUGUCCAGCUGCCACCGCACCACCGAGCAGCUCCAGCAGUUCUUCACCGACACCCGCCAGAGGGGCCAGUAUCCAGUGACGUACCGCGCCGUCACCGUGGGGGUCCCAGCAGAGGCAGAGGGUGAGAUUCGCACCGGGCUGUGCUGGCAACAGCAGGGUGACACCACCGUGGUGGUGCCAGUGCCGGUCCCAGGGCGCCGCAGCCUGGCCAGGAAGGAGGUUAAGAGCACCGUCACACGCUACCGGGUGCUGGGUGCCGCACGGGGCUGCGCCCUGCUCCAGCUCCAGCCCAGGACAGCCUUUCCCGAGCAGCUCCCGGUGCACCUGACGCUGCUGCUGUGCCCGGCCCUGGGUGACCACGAGCACGCAUCCCGCGUGGGCAGGGUGCUGGGGGUGCCCUUCCUCCUGCCCCCCGAGGCCGCCCCGACCCGCACACAGGUGCUGGAUGAGGAGCUGCUGCGCCGGCUGGGGCUCUCCCCACAGCAGCUCCGCCACCUCCCGCUCCACCUCCACCUGCAGCAGCUGGUGCUGCCCCAGGGCCUGCUCUGCACCCCCCCGCCACCCCCUUUCCUGCGCACCCUGCGCCUCCUGGGGCUGCCCGAGCACCAGGAGCCCUAGCACCCGUGGGGGCACCCCCACCCCAACCCACUCCCCUCUGCCACGCCAUUAAAUCCCCACCUGCCACCGGGGCGGCUCAGUA
Messenger RNA from Grus americana (Whooping crane), 1019 nucleotides. RefSeq names its product RNA pseudouridine synthase D3 (gene RPUSD3). Gene Ontology annotation, molecular function: pseudouridine synthase activity; RNA binding. Lineage: Eukaryota; Metazoa; Chordata; Aves; Gruiformes; Gruidae. The record is from RefSeq and is a predicted model, not a curated record. The coding region runs from base 23 to 937 and encodes 304 amino acids. Gene Ontology annotation, biological process: pseudouridine synthesis. The transcript is spliced from 9 exons.